AAAAUGAAAGUGGCGAUAUGGAAGUUCUUGAUAACAACAACACUGGUACUGAAGACAGCAACGAUGGUAGUGGUAAGAAAAAACGUGGCAGAAAACCAAAAAAUCCUAGCUCAGAAAACGAUAAUAAAUCAGACGAAUCUAUUAAUGCCGACGUAAAUAUUAACGACUCUGAAAACUUGAUUUCAAAAGAACAAAUUACAAUCUCUACGAUUAACACCACUACUACAGCAACAACAAAUGUUAGAGGAAGAAAGAAGAAGAUAGUGGAUGAUAGUAAUGACGGUGAUAAAUCCGAUGAAAUUAAUAAAGAUGCCACAAAACCAGUUGUCAAAGAAGCAGAAGAACAAGACAAAUCAUCUGAUACAACCAUUACCAAAGUCAAGUCUACUAAGGGAAGAAAGAAAAAGGUAAUUGACGACGAUAAAGUUGGUAAAUCCGAUGAAAAUAAUAAAGAUACCACAAAACUAGUCGAUAAAGAAGUGGAAGUACAAGAUAAAUCGUCUGAUGCAACAACUAUUACUAAAGCUAAACCUACUAGAGGAAGAAAGAAAAAGGUGGUUGACGGUGAUAAUGACGGCGAUAAAUCCGAUGAAAACAAUAAAGAUAGCACAAAACUAGUUGAUAAAGAGGUGGAAGUACAAGAUAAAUCAUCUGAUGCAACAACUAUUACUAAAGCUAAACCUACUAGAGGAAGAAAGAAAAAGACAUCUGAUGAAAUUAAUAAAAAUGUAGAAAUAGAAUUAUCAUCAUCGACUACCAAUAAUAUCACUACUGUGCCUACCAGGGGAAGAAAGAAAAAAUUAACUUAUGAUGGUGAUGAAUCUGAUAUACCUGAUGAAUCGAAUACAAAAAAUGCGACAAUUGACGAGACAGGAACAAAUAUUCAAAAAAAACCAAUCGAUGCUACCACUUCUAGUCCUAACACUAAAUCUGCUAAAGGAGAAAAGAAGACAAUUAAUGAUGAUAUUGGUAAAGCCGAUGAAAACAAUAAAGAUAACUUUAAAAUUUUUGAAGUAGAAGUUGAAAUGGAAUCUUCCGCUAAGACUACCGAAAAAGUUAAAUCUACGAAGGGAAGAAAGAAGAAAGUAGUUAAUAACGAUGGCGAUAAAUCUGUUGAUGUCAAUAAUACAAACGAAUCGAAAGUUCCUGGUUCAGAAAUAGAAACACAAAAUGAAUCAUCAGAUACUGCAAAUGUUGCUAUUAAAACCAAAGCCACUAGGGGAAGAAAGAAAAAAGUAGUUGAUGAAGGUGACAAGGCAGAUAAAAUUGAUAUUAAUGAAUUGAACGGAGCUAAUACAGAAGUAAAAGCACAAAACAAGCCAUCAGAUAUUGAUUCUGUCGCUAGCAUCAAUACUUCAACUAAAGUUAAAUCAACUAGGGGAAGAAAAAAGAAAGUUGUAGAUGAUAUUGGUGAUAACAAUGACAGUGAUAAGGCUGUUCAAGUAAAUACAAGCGAAUCUAACGCAGCUACUGACGUAAACAUGGAAGUACAAAUUGAAUCAUCGAAUGCAACUACUAAUAACAAUAAUACUGACGAUACUGUUAAAACCACCAAAAGAAAAGGAUCUAGUGAUGAUGAUGAAGAGAAAUCUCAAGAAUCCGUAGCUACUAAAUCCAAAAGAGGAAGGAAAAAGGCCAAAGUUGAUACUGAUGAGCCUAAAGAUGAAUCUAGUAAGUCCGACCUAAAUAUAGAAGCAAAUCCUCAAAAAGAGAAUAACAAUAAUAAAACUGCUAGUAGUGGUAACACCGUCACAUCUUCUAAUAAAGGAAGAAAAAGAAAAUUAGCUGAUGUUGAUGAGGAGAAAGAGAAGAAGACAAGUGAACCAAGCAACCGACGUGGCAGAAAGAUUACAGAGAAACAAAUUACAGUAUUAGAAUCAUCUGAUGUUACAUCGAUCACUACUAAUUAA
Messenger RNA from Entrophospora candida, 1910 nucleotides. NCBI's taxonomy places the organism in Eukaryota, Fungi, Glomeromycota, Glomeromycetes, Entrophosporales, Entrophosporaceae. The record is from the annotation of a GenBank genome assembly.